GCUUGUACGAUACUUCCUUUCAAACAGAAAACAGAUUUCAACAGAUUUUACUUUCCAGAAAGAACACCUGUUAGACUAGAUCACAUCAGUAUCUUUGUUCAAAUGAGUUUUUAACUAAACCGGGAGAGAAGUAAAUCAUUGUAAUCAGGAAAUCAAGAAGUAAUUUGAGAGUUAAUUUUACCGUGAUAUCGUUUUGCUUAAUUUAGGGAUUUAGGGUUUAGACGAUGGAGAAGAAGAAGAGUAAGAAAUCAACAGAAGGUUCUAAUGGUGAUGGAUGUUGGUUGCUUAAUGGGAGCACGCGUUUAACUUUCGGGUGCAUUACUGUUUUUGCAUUGCUGGUACGAGUAAUUGUAUCCCUGAAUUCAUAUUCUGGCGCUGGAGAUGCACCUAAAUUUGGGGAUUAUGAAGCACAAAGGCAUUGGAUGGAGAUUACUCUCAACAUUCCUGCUAAAAAAUGGUAUCAGAAUAGCACAGUAAACGAUCUCACUUAUUGGGGACUUGAUUAUCCUCCUCUCACUGCAUAUCAGAGUUAUGCUCAUGCGUUAUUUCUUCACUACUUUCAUCCUGAUUCUGUCGCGCUGUUCACUUCUAGAGGCCAUGAAUCCCCAAAAGGAAAGCUUCUUAUGAGAUGGACAGUUUUGUCUUCAGAUGUGCUUAUCUUCUUUGCGGCAGCGAUUUACUUUGUAAUUGUUUAUUAUGAUAAUGGCGGGAAGAACAAGCAACAACACAUGGCAUGGCACCUUGCAUUGAUUUUACUCGGACCAUGCCUUAUUCUAAUUGAUCAUGGACAUUUUCAGUACAACUGCAUCAGCCUGGGUCUGACAAUUGGAGCUGUUGCUGCCAUCUUAUCGAAGAAUGAGUUGGUAGCUUGCGUCUUGUUUAGUCUCGCUCUGAAUCAUAAACAGAUGACUGCCUACUUCGCUCCUGCAUUUUUCAGCCAUCUUUUUGGGAAAUGUCUCCGGCAUCGGAAUCCACUUUUGCGGGUUUUACAACUAGGCUUGGUAGUCGUGGGAACUUUUAUUCUUAUUUGGUGGCCCUAUUUAUACUCAGUAGACGCAGUUAAAGAGGUGUUGUCGCGUCUAGCUCCUUUUGAACGAGGGAUAUACGAGGAUUAUGUCGCUAACUUUUGGUGCACAACUUCAGUCCUUAUAAAAUGGAAAAGGUUGUUCCCAACUCCUUCUCUCAGACUUUUCAGCCUCGGUGCAACUUUGUUAGGUGUUCUGCCUUCUAUGGUUCAACAAAUAAAAGCUCCAAGUGAUCUGGGUUUUCUCUAUGCAUUACUAAAUAGUUCAUUAUCAUUCUAUCUUUUCUCAUUUCAAGUUCACGAGAAGUCUAUAUUGUUGCCUCUUUUACCUGCAACCCUUUUGGCUUUAGAGGAACCCCUUUUAUUCAGAUGGUUGACCUACUUCGCAUUGCUCUCAAUGUUCCCUCUUCUUUGCCGAGACCGUCUGAUCUUACCUUAUGUGGCUUUACUCAUUCUUUUUGUUCUUAUUUACUACGUCCCCGGCAUUAGACCAACUAAGAAACGCGAAAGUUCUCCCACUGGAUUGAAAAAAUUGGCGAUGAUUCUGGUUCUUCUGUGCUCUUUCUUUCUUCAUAUUGUAUAUGUAACAUUGCGGCCGCCGCAGAAGUACCCUUUCCUCUUUGAAGCUGUUAUCAUGCUUCUUAGCUGUUCUCAGUUUGUUACCAUUGCUGUUUACUCUAACUUAAAACAGUGGAUGUUGGAGUCCUCUAUAUGGAUGGAGAAAGAAAAGAAAGUCCAAUAAUCAUGUGAUCAAAUUUACCAUUGCAGUAGCUAGAAGCUGAUGUCUUCACGUGGUCAACAAGGUAGUUCACCAGGCCCUUGUGGCUACCUGGAUUAUGCCAGUCCAGUUUUUGUCAAGGAUGGAAUGGAAGGAUGCUGAUUUGCUAGAAAUGUUGCUGUCAUAUUCCCACGUGGGAUUGAAUUGGCUUGCAGGUUAAAAUCAUAAAUCAGCAUUUCCUUGCAGUAUUUGGUGACUUCAACUGUACAUUUUUUUCACCACAGGAUUGGUUAAUUUUACAGUAAGGUUAUUUCACCUUACAAUCGGACAAUUGUAAGUUUUAUUCACCGGAUUUCUUUUUACCUCCAAGGUUCAAAGUUCUAAGUUCAACCAU
Molecule: messenger RNA, 2136 nt
Organism: Papaver somniferum (opium poppy)
Lineage: Eukaryota; Viridiplantae; Streptophyta; Magnoliopsida; Ranunculales; Papaveraceae
Product: probable dolichyl pyrophosphate Man9GlcNAc2 alpha-1,3-glucosyltransferase
Exons: 6
Coding region: 225-1766 (513 amino acids)
Biological process (GO): protein N-linked glycosylation
Cellular component (GO): endoplasmic reticulum membrane
Molecular function (GO): dolichyl pyrophosphate Man9GlcNAc2 alpha-1,3-glucosyltransferase activity
Source: RefSeq, a predicted model, not a curated record